CAUUACCCUUUACGCACACCUCCCCCACCUUGACACUUUGUCAAUAUUGUCUCUCAUUUCUUCCAUCUCUUUCCCCUAUUCCCUUACCUCUAUCUAUCACCAGCUUUUCUAUUUCCUUUUAUUCUAUUUUUCUUCACAUAUAAUGCCGGAGGACAUGAAUCUUUCGAUAAAUGGUCAGUCUCAGGUCCCUCCAGGUUUUAGAUUUCAUCCCACAGAAGAGGAGCUUCUUCACUACUACCUCAGGAAGAAGGUAGCCUAUGAGAAGAUAGAUCUCGAUGUCAUUCGUGAGGUUGAUCUUAACAAGCUUGAGCCCUGGGAUAUUCAAGAGAAAUGCAAAAUAGGAUCCACCCCACAGAAUGAUUGGUACUUCUUCAGUCACAAGGACAAGAAAUACCCCACUGGGACCAGAACUAACCGAGCAACAGCAGCCGGAUUCUGGAAAGCCACUGGCCGUGAUAAGAUCAUCUAUAGCGGCUUUAGAAGAAUUGGAUUGAGGAAGACUCUAGUGUUUUAUAAGGGGCGAGCUCCACAUGGACAGAAAUCAGAUUGGAUCAUGCAUGAGUAUAGGCUUGAUGAUAGCUCUCAUGACACCACUGUAAGCCGCCUUCCUCAUGGUUCCAAUCCGAUAGGAGAAGCAAUCCCUGAGGAGGGCUGGGUGGUUUGCCGUGUAUUUAGAAAGAAGAACUAUCAAAAAGCCCUAGACAGUCCUAAAGGUUCAUCAAGCUCGAUGGAGUCAAAGACCCAUAUUCUCAGUUCUGGCAACGAUGGCGUUCUUGACCAAAUACUUCUCUAUAUGGGAAGGACUUGCAAGAUGGAGAAUGAAACAUUUAGCCACGUGAAUCUCCCCAACAACGGCAACAAUAGCAGUAUUAGAUUUCUCUCAGCUAACAACACCGGCAUCAGUGAAGAGCUCCAUGAAAGAUUUAUGCAUCUUCCAAGGCUAGAUAGCCCAACUCUUCCGACUGUUACGAUCAACAGCCCCUCCUUCGAUCAAGAGAGCAAUUUCAAAUCUUGUUAUCAGUCGUAUGAUGAGAUGCUCAGAGAGAAUAACGAACCUUCCUCCACCACCAACAACCACCACCACCACCAAGGCAAUGGCUUUGAUAUGACCUCAAUUCACGAAAAAAACAAACCCGGGCUUAAUGACUGGGCUACAUUUGAUCGUCUGGUGGCAUCACAGCUGAAUGGUCAGGUAGAGACAUCCAAACAACUAUCCUGCUUUAGUGACCCAAAUGGGAGUUUUGGUCUGUCUCCUGAUGAUGACAUGCAUUUAUCACAGCUACAUGUGCACUCGAAUAGAUCAAAUCAAGCAAAUUCUCAGGUCUACAGUUGCGAGAAUGAUCUAUGGAGCUUCACCAAAUCAUCGUCCCCAUCAUCAUCGGACCCAUUAUGCCACUUGUCCGUAUAACAUAAGCGUCAAAAUAUACCAUAACAAUGUAGAAGCUCCUAAAGUCUUUUUAGGUAUGUAUCAUACGUUAUAUCACAUAUAUAUAUAUAUAUAUAUAUAUAUAUAUAUAUAGUCUUUGUCCAUAUAUAUAUAUAUGUGUUUGCAUAAAUAAUAAUAAUAAUAAUAAAAUCAAGUGACAUUUGAGAUAGGUUGGUAUCAUAUUGUCAAACAUGAUUAUUUUAUUUUCCUUAACUACGAUGUCGUCCAUGCACAAAUUUUUAUCCAAGAAAUGAAUAUGCAGCAAGUCUUUGGUGCUGCGACUUGCACUUUC
Messenger RNA from Hevea brasiliensis (rubber tree), 1718 nucleotides. Its product is annotated as NAC domain-containing protein 43. The transcript is spliced from 3 exons. The record is from RefSeq and is a predicted model, not a curated record. The coding region runs from base 143 to 1408 and encodes 421 amino acids. Gene Ontology annotation, molecular function: DNA binding. Gene Ontology annotation, biological process: regulation of DNA-templated transcription. NCBI's taxonomy places the organism in Eukaryota, Viridiplantae, Streptophyta, Magnoliopsida, Malpighiales, Euphorbiaceae.